GGCCCAUCCCACACCUGAGGCAGGAAGAUGGUGGCCACAGAGAAGACGAAAAAAUCUCUGGAAUCCAUCAACUCUAGACUCCAACUUGUUAUGAAAAGUGGAAAGUACGUGCUGGGGUACAAGCAGACACUGAAGAUGAUCAGACAGGGGAAGGCAAAAUUGGUCAUCCUCGCCAACAACUGCCCAGCUUUGAGGAAAUCUGAAAUAGAGUACUAUGCCAUGUUGGCCAAAACUGCUGUCCAUCACUACAGUGGCAAUAAUAUCGAACUGGGCACAGCAUGUGGAAAAUACUACACAGUAUGCACACUGGCGAUCAUUGAUCCAGGUGAUUCUGAUAUCAUUAGAAGCAUGCCAGAACAGACCGGUGAAAAAUAAACCAUGCAAAAUUUUUCAUUAA
Heterocephalus glaber (naked mole-rat) is the source of this 397-nucleotide messenger RNA. Its product is annotated as large ribosomal subunit protein eL30. Gene Ontology annotation, molecular function: structural constituent of ribosome; RNA binding. Lineage: Eukaryota; Metazoa; Chordata; Mammalia; Rodentia; Bathyergidae. The record is from RefSeq and is a predicted model, not a curated record. Gene Ontology annotation, cellular component: cytosolic large ribosomal subunit.